Molecule: messenger RNA, 5490 nt
Organism: Penicillium riverlandense
Lineage: Eukaryota; Fungi; Ascomycota; Eurotiomycetes; Eurotiales; Aspergillaceae
Product: vegetative incompatibility protein HET-E-1
Exons: 5
Coding region: 1-5490 (1829 amino acids)
Molecular function (GO): protein binding
Source: RefSeq, a predicted model, not a curated record
AUGUCGUUUUCGAGUAAGAGCCGCCAUGCCCACUGCGACGUUCGCGCUAAUGGCUAUAGGAUCGUCGCCGUCCACGGCCUUGGGGCACAUCCGGAAUACACCUGGACAAGUGCCCCUUCGAGUGCGACCGACUCGGAAGAUGGAAAGCGCGUCCACCUGCUGAGAGAUCUUUUAAAAAAUGACUUCCUGAACGCAAGGAUCCUGGCUUUUGCCCACAACUCCGACUGGUUGAUCGAUGCCCCGGUCAAGUCAGCGCAGCAGAUCGGCGACCGAUUGCUGAAAGAGUUGGUGAAGCAUCGGUUACAACAUCAGUGCGUUCCGAUCGUCUUCAUCGGCCACAGUUUCGGGGGCAUCAUCAUAAAAGAGGUAUGCCGCGACACCGUUCCCCUACAUGCAGACCUAAACCUUCUGCAGGCCUUGUGCAAUCCCAAGGACGCCGCGCUAGACGUCGUCGACAGCACUUGCGGCAUCGUUUUCCUCGGGACCCCUCACCAAGGGUCACCUGUAUCGCGUCUGGGGGCAGCUGCCGCCCGUGUGACCGGCCUUUUAGGGUCCAGCACUAGCCUGCUCCUCUCUCUGACGAGUUAUCGGGAACAACUCUCCGACUUAGACUUACGUUUUGUUCAGUGUAUGAAGGAGAAAGAGAGUCGACGACAGAAGACCGAGAUCGUAGCUUUCUGCGAAACAAAGCCCACACGCGUGCUGGGAUGGCUAUCUGCCGGCCUGAAGUUUGUCGUCGGCAAACUACGCACUGUGGAAGGCGCCGCGUUCAACUCCCAUGCGAACGAACACGUCGCGACUUGUCUCGAAAACACGCGCCAUGAGCUGCUCGAGGAGAUCAACCAAUGGGCUGACGGCCCAAUGACUCGCGAGCAUAUAUACUGGCUUCAAGGGAAGGCCGGCACCGGCAAGUCAACAAUUGCUCGUACCGUGGCCCGUGACCUUGCCGCCCAGGAUCGUCUCGCGGCCAGCUUCUUCUUUAAGAGGGGUGAAUCCGAUCGCGGUACCGCCCGGCUCUUCUUCACGACUAUUGCUGUCCAACUCGUCCAGUGUCUGCCUGUAGUGGCUGAGUAUGUGCGAAACGCCAUUGAAGCUGACCCUAAUAUCGCCGAAAGGGCGCUGGGAGAUCAGUUCAGAAAACUCAUCCUGGAGCCAGUAGAGGCCGUCCCACAUAGUGUUUCUAGGGCCAUGACGGUCGUGAUCGAUGCUCUCGAUGAAUGCGAGGGAGGCCAGGACGUCGCGGCGGUUAUCAAGUUACUACUGCAGAAGGAUCGUCCAGUAGUAGCCCCCUUGAAGUUCUUCGUCACAAGCAGGUUUGAGCCUCCAAUUCGGCUUGCUUUGCACGAUUUCCACGGCAAUUAUAUAGAGUUUCCUCUCCACGAGAUCCCGAUUCCCCAGAUCAAGCGAGACAUCGAAGCCUUUUUGAAGUUUCGGCUAGAACAAAUCCGGGACACACUCAAUAUGCCCAAAGGUUGGCCCGAUCCAGCGAAAUUGCAAGAUCUCGCGAAGCAAACCGUGCCACUAUUCAUCUCCGCCGUAACCGCGUGUCGGUUUAUCGGCGAAAGGCGGCGCCGCGGUGGACCUAAUGAGCGGCUGGAAAAAUUUCUUAAAUGCCAAACUGACGGUCAAAGCUACGACGCAACCUACCGUCCCGUCAUGGACCAGAUGCUUGGUCUUGACAGACAAGCGGAUGAAGAGUUGAUAGAGGAUUUCAAAGAAAUUGUAGGGUCAAUCAUCACAAUUGCCGACCCUCUCUCAGCCACGUCUCUUGAACGACUUCUGGAAAAGUCAACAGACGACCUUGACAGGCUUCUAGAUUACCUUCACUCGGUUCUCCUCAUCCCAGACGAUAGAACAGUUCCUAUUCGACUCUUUCAUCAGUCGUUUCGAGAUUACCUCAUCAACCCUCAGGGUGGCGCAAAUGAAUUCCGGGUUGAUGAGAAGGCCACUCACAAGAUGCUUGCAGACAGAUGUCUUCGGCUGCUCUCCGAAGGUGGCUAUCUAAAAAAUGACAUCUGUGGACUAAGAGCACCUGGGAAACCUCGUACUAUCGUCGACCAGCAAACGAUUGACCGGUGCCUGCCAUCAGAAGCUCGAUAUGCGUGCCUUUACUGGGUGCAUCACUUGAAGGGUAGCGGAGUUACGCUUCAUGAUGAACACCAAGCGCUCCAAUUCCUUCAGAGCCACUUCCUUCACUGGCUUGAAGCCUUGAGCUUCAUGGAGAGGAUAUCGGAGAGCAUCAGCCUAAUAGACGAGUUACAGGGCCUAGUUGAUGGCGACCACCAUUCCGCAGUGUCUGAUUUUCUGCAUGAUGCAAAACGCUUUAUUCUUAAAAAUCGCCAGAUAGCCGAUGAUGCGCCUCUCCAGCUUUAUUGCUCAGGGCUGAUAUUUGCACCGCAUACGUCAAUAAUUCGUAGAGAGUUCAAAACAGAACUCCCUACUUGGGCAUGCCAGCUGCCACAAGUUGAGGAAAGAUGGAGUGCAGAGUUGCAGACUCUCGAGGGCCAUUCAGGGUCGGUUUAUUCGGUGGCCUUUUCGCCCGACGGCCAGAUGCUGGCGUCUGGGUCUGACGAUAAGACAGUGCGGCUCUGGGACACUGCGACGGGCGCCCUGCAACAGACUCUCGAGGGCCAUUUGGUCGCCUUCUCGCCCGACGGCCGGAUGCUGGCGUCUGGCUUUGACGAUGAGACAGUGCAGCUCUGGGACGCUGCGACGGGCGCCCUGCAACAGACUCUUAAGGGCCAUUUGGUCGCCUUCUCGCCCGACGGCCGGAUGCUUGCGUCUGGGUCUGACGAUGAGAUAGUGCGGCUCUGGGACGCUACGACGGGCGCCCUGCAACAGACUCUCGAGGGCCAUUCAGGGUCGGUUUAUUCGGUGGCCUUCUCGCCCGACGGCCGGAUGCUGGCGUCUGGGUCUGACGAUGAGACAGUGCAGCUCUGGGACGCUACGACGGGCGCCCUGCAACAGACUCUCGAGGGCCAUUCAGGGUGGGUUUAUUCGGUGGCCUUCUCGCCCGACGGCCGGAUGCUGGCGUCUGGCUCUUCCGAUAAGACAGUGCGGCUCUGGGACACUGCGACGGGCGCCCUGGAAGAGACUCUCGAGGGCCAUUCAGGGUUGGUUUAUUCGGUCGCCUUCUCGCCCGACGGCCGGAUGCUGGCGUCUAGGUCUAACGAUAACACAGUGCGGCUCUGGGACACUGCGACGGGCGCCCUGCAACAGACUCUCGAGGGCCAUUCGGUCGCCUUCUCGCCCGACGGCCGGAUGCUGGCGUCUGGCUCUUCCGAUAAGACAGUGCGGCUCUGGGACACUGCGACGGGCGCCCUACAACAGACUCUCGAGGGCCAUUCAGGGUUAGUUUAUUCGGUGGCCUUCUCGCCCGACGGCCGGAUGCUGGCGUCUGGCUCUGACGAUGAGACAGUGCAGCUCUGGGACGCUGCGACGGGCGCCCUGCAACAGACUCUCAAGGGCCAUUCAGGGUUGGUUCGUUCGGUCGCCUUCUCGCCCGACGGCCGGAUGCUGGCGUCUGGGUCUGACGAUAACACAGUGCGGCUCUGGGACACUGCGACGGGCGCCCUACAACAGACUCUCAAGGGCCAUUCGGUCGCCUUCUCGCCCGACGGCCGGAUGCUGGCGUCUGACUCUGGCCUCCACUAUAAGACAGUGCGGCUCUGGGACACUGCGACGGGCGCACUGCAACAGACUCUCAAGGGUUAUUCGGUCGCCUUCUCGCCCGACGGCCGGAUGCUGGCGUCUGACUCUGGCUUUCACUAUAAGAUAGUACAGCUCUGGGACGCUGCGACGGGCGCCCUGCAACAGACUCUCGAGGGCCAUUCAGGGUGGGUUUAUUCGGUGGCCUUCUCGCCCGACGGCCGGAUGCUGGCGUCUGGGUCUGACGAUAACACAGUGCGGCUCUGGGACACUGCGACGGGCGCCCUACAACAGACUCUCAAGGGCCAUUUAGGGUUGGUUUAUUCGGUGGCCUUCUCGCCCGACGGCCGGAUGCUGGCGUCUAACUCUGACGAUAUCACGGUGCGGCUCUGGGACACUGCGACGGGCGCCCUACAACAGACUCUCGGGGACCAUUCGGUCGCCUUCUCGCCCGACGGCCGGAUGCUGGCGUCUAACCCUGGCUUCCACAUUGAGCCAGUGCGGCUCUGGGACGCUGCGACGGGCGCCCUGCAACAAACUCUCAAGGGCGAUUCAGGGUCGGUUUCUUCGGUGGCCUUCUCGCCCGACGGCCGGAUGCUUGCGUCUGGCUCUUCCGAUAAGACAGUGCGGCUCUGGGACACUGCGACGGGCGCCCUGCAACAGACUCUUAAGGGCCAUUUAGGGUCGGUUCGUUCGGUCGCCUUCUCGCCCGACGGCCGGAUGCUGGCGUCUGGGUCUGACGAUCAGACAGUGUGGCUCUGGGACACUGCGACGGGCGCCCUGCAACAGACUCUCGAGGGCCAUUCAGGGUCGGUUGGUUCAGUCGCCUUCUCGCCCGACGGCCGGGUGCUAGCGUCUGACUCUAGCUCCUACGAUGAGACAGUGCGGCUCUGGGACGCUGCGACGGGCGCCCUACAACAGACUCUUAAGGGCCAUUCAGGGUCGGUUCGUUCGGUCGCCUUCUCGCCCGACGGCCGGAUACUGGCGUCUGCUGGCUCUGGCGAUGAGACAGUGCGGCUCUGGGACGCUGCGACGGGCGCCCUGCAACAGACUCUCGAGGGCCAUUCAGGGUCGGUUAGUUCGGUCGCCUUCUCGCCCGACGGCUGGAUACUGGCGUCUGGCUCUGGCGAUAAGACAGUGCGGCUCUGGGACGCUGCGACGGGCGCCCUACAACAGACUCUCGAGGGCCAUUCAGAUGUGGUUUAUUCGGUCGCCUUCUCGCCCGACGGCCGGAUACUGGCGUCUGCUGGCUGUAGCGAUCAGACAGUGCGACUCUGGGACGCUGCGACCGGUGCCCUACAACAGACUCUCAGGGGCCAUUCACACAUGGUUUCGUCGGUCGCCUUCUCGCCCGACGGCCGGAUGCUGGCGUCUAGCUGCUUCGAUGAGACAGUGCGGCUCUGGGACGCUGCGACGGGCGCCCUGCAACAGACUCUCAAGGGCUAUUCGGUCGCCUUCUCGCCCGACGGCCGGAUGCUUGCGUCUGGCUCUGGCGAUGAGACAGUGCGGCUCUGGGACACUGCGACGGGCGCCCUGCAACAGACUCUCAAGGGCCAUUCAGGGUCGGUUCGUUCGGUGGCCUUCUCGCCCGACGGCCGGAUGCUUGCGUCUGGCUCUGGCGAUAAGACAGUGCGGCUCUGGGAGACUGCGACAGGUGCCCUGCAACAGACUUUGAGUGUCGGAGGGAUUCCCGCCUUUUUUAAAUUUUCUCCGACUGGUUCGUAUCUCUGGAUGAACUUGGGUUCACUCGAGAUUCAACCUAAGUGUUAUACUGGUACACCUCAUGUGAAUCUGGAGAUCUUUAUCGAGCAGAGACAGUGGCUGUUCGGCGAUUCACGGUAG